This is a messenger RNA of Drosophila serrata, 6241 nucleotides long. RefSeq names its product Putative vitellogenin receptor yl (gene yl). The record is from RefSeq and is a predicted model, not a curated record. NCBI's taxonomy places the organism in Eukaryota, Metazoa, Arthropoda, Insecta, Diptera, Drosophilidae. Gene Ontology annotation, cellular component: signaling receptor complex; plasma membrane. Gene Ontology annotation, molecular function: protein binding; calcium ion binding.
UCGUCUUCAGCUUUUCAAGUUGCAAGUUGCAAUUUUUGUUCUCUGUACUUGAACCGUACCAUAUAUGUUAAUUGUCGUCUAAUUAAUAACUGAUUUGUGUUGAAUGUGCGAGGCGGAGCAUUCGCUUCAGCCCACCAGUGUGCGUGAGAGCCGAAAUAGCCGUCAAAAGGAGACGACGAUGAUGAUCGUCGGCCGGCAGGAAUUCAACCUAACCUCCCAGACACGCGCUUCCCUUCAGCGAAAGGUGGGACCUCAAAAUGGAUGCCGACCUGGGCUGUGGCAUGUGGCAGCGCUGCUGCUGCUGCUGCUGCUCCUGGGCCUUUGCGGUCCGAUUUGCGCCGCCACGUCGGGAUCAGAGGACACGCGGUGCGAUGCAGGACAAUUCCAGUGCGGAGACGGCGGCUGCAUCUUACAGGCGAAGAUGUGCGACGGACGCGGAGACUGCAAGGACGGCUCGGAUGAAUUACACUGCGACUACCGACUGUGCCGGCCGCCACAUUGGUUCCCGUGUGCCCAGCCACACGGUGCCUGCCUGGCAGCUGAACUAAUGUGCAACGGCAUUGAUAACUGUCCCGGCGGCGAAGAUGAGCGCAACUGCCCAGGCCUCUCUGGCUUCCGAUUUGGCGAAUUUGGACAGAAGCGACGGAACUGCACUGAUCAGGAGUACAUGUGCCAGGUGGACCGCUCAUGCAUUCCCAUGGAUUUCAUGUGCAACGGACGGGCCGACUGUCCGGACCGAUCGGACGAGCUGGACGGAUGCAAGCAAGCGGAGGCCACCUGCUCGUCCAGCGAGGGUCAUCUGUGCGCGAAUGGACGCUGCUUGCGGCGAAAGCAAUGGGUAUGCGACGGCGUUGAUGAUUGCGGAGAUGGAAGCGAUGAGAAAGGAUGCGCGAAUUUCUGCCAACCAGAGAUGGGCAAGUUCCUGUGCCACAAUCAUGAGAACUGCAUCCUGCUAAGCGAAGUCUGCAAUGGCCACAACGACUGUAUCGAUGGCAGCGAUGAGUCAGACAGCUGUCACUUCAAACCGGACUGUGAAACCAAGAAAUGUGCACCCAACGCCACCUGUCACAUGAUGCCCUUCGGCGGAGCCGAAUGCCACUGCCGCGCUGGAUUUAGGCUGGCCAAGUUUGCGGACAAGUGCGAGGACAUUGACGAGUGUCAAGAGCGGAAGGAUCUGUGUAGCCAGGGAUGUGAGAACACCUCGGGCAGCUACCGAUGCGUCUGUGAUCAGGGUUAUCACCUGCUGGCCAAUGACAACCGCACCUGUCGCGCCUCCAAGACAGGCCACGGCUCCGCUGAUGACCAGCCUCUGCUCUUGUACACCACACAGGUGACGGUGAUGGGAAUGCACCUGCAGGAGGACAAUAUACGGAAUCACGUCUACCAAGUGGCAGGGAAUCUGAGCAAGGUCAUAGGCGUGGCCUACGAUGGCAGCCACAUCUAUUGGACAAACAUCCAGAAUGAAGCGGAAAGCAUUGUCAAAGCCAAGAACGAUGGUUCGCAUUCCGAAAUUCUGCUGACCUCCGGGCUGGAUGCGCCCGAGGAUCUGGCCGUGGACUGGCUGACGCAGAACAUUUACUUCUCGGACAACAUAAUGCGCCACAUAGCAGUGUGCUCCAACGACGGCUUGAACUGUGCGGUGCUGGUCACCCAGGAUGUGCACCAGCCCCGAUCCCUGGCCCUGUGGCCGCAGCGUGGCCUCAUGUUCUGGACGGAUUGGGGAGCCAAGCCCAUGAUCGGACGUGCCUCAAUGGACGGCAGUCGAUCCCGAUCCAUUGUGAGCGAUAAUAUCCACUGGCCAAACGGCAUUGCCCUGGACAUGCAUCAGCAGAGGAUCUACUGGGUGGACGCCAAGCUGGGAAGUGUGCAGACCGUCAAACCCGAUGGCAGUGACCGGCGAACUGUGCUGGAUGGGAUGCUGAAGCAUCCGUACGGCCUGGCCAUAUUUGAGGAUCAGCUGUAUUGGUCGGACUGGGCCACUAAGAGUAUCCAUGCGUGUCACAAGUUCUCGGGCAAGGAUCACCGCGUUUUGGCCCGUGAUCGCACUAUAUAUGCCGUUCACAUCUACCAUCCGGCCAAGCAGCCAGACGACCCUAACCACGGCUGCCGAACCGCCAGGUGCUCGCACCUGUGCCUCCUCGCUGAACCAGAGUCUGGCGGCCAUAGCUGCGCCUGUCCCGACGGGAUGCGACUGGCACCGGAUCAGCAACGCUGCAUGCUGACGGAGAAGCGUCAGCGGCUGUUCGUUGGAUUGCGGCAGGUGCUCCUGGAGAUCGAGCACACCGCAUUCGGACGCCACGUGGUGAGCAAGUCGUACACGCUGCCAUGCUCCAUCGACGAGAUGGUCUACAACCGGAUAAAUGGCAGCCUAAUCAUAGCGGACAACGACCAGCGACUGAUUCUAGAAUACCAGCCGGAUACGCGCGAAACAAGCAUCCUGGUUCGAGCGAAUUUGGGCAACGUUAGUGCCCUGGCCUUCGACCAUCUUAGCCGGAAUCUUUAUUGGGCCGACGCCGAGCGGGGCGUAGUGGAACUGAUCUCCCUGCAGACCCAGCACCGGGCCUUGAUUCGCUUCUUCCCGGGCCAGGAGUGGCCGAUUGGACUCAGUGUGAUGCCCACCGAGGGCUACCUGUACGUGGUGCUUAAGGCCAGGAGGCAUACGCAUAUCGACCGAAUUCCGCUGAGCGGCAAAGGUGAUCAAGUGCAUGUCUUCGAAGAUGAUCUAGGGGAUGACGACAUCAAACUGGCUGCCGAUCAAGAGACACACAAUAUAUUCUGGUCAGACAGCGACCUGGGCAGGAUCAGCUACUCGGACUACCGGCAACCGUUGGCCCAGACUUUCCGCGGCAAGUUGCGGCGACCCUAUAGCCUGGCCCUGGUGCAGCAGGAUUUGUUCUGGAGCGAAUUGGGCUCGUCGGCCAUAUACUGGACGCACAAGAGCAACAUGGGACCCCGUAAACGAAUCGACAUCGAGGCCAGAGGUGAUCCUGAUGCCAUUAUGCCCUUUGUGCCCAUCGCUCCGCCCCGAAGAAUUCCGUUGGCGGGCAGCUCGCCCGCCAGUCUCGACUCGCAUCCCUGCCAGCAGCAGAACGGCGGCUGCUCGCACAUCUGUGUGGGCGAGGGACCCAUCCAUGCCAUCUGCCUGUGCCCAGCCGGAUUCGUGUACCGCGAUGCGGGCAAUCGAACCUGCAUGGAGGCCCUGGACUGCGAAUUCCGUUGCGGCAGCGGUGAGUGUCUGACGAUGGCACACCGUUGCAACGGACACCGUGAUUGCGUUGACAACUCGGACGAGACGGGCUGUGAUGAGGAGCACCGCCGGAAGCCGAAGGUUAUGUGCUCGCACAAGAAAUUCGCCUGCCACAGCGGAGACCAGUGCGUGGAUAUCGAACGACGCUGCGACGGCAUCAAGGACUGUCUGGAUCAUACCGAUGAGCAGCACUGCGAGAAGUUUGACAAGACCAAGAUGUGCCAUGCCCACCAGCAUGCGUGCGACAACGGCAAGUGUGUGGACUCAAGCCUGCUCUGCGACGGAACCAACGAUUGCGGCGACAACUCGGACGAGGUGGAGUGCAAGAAGCUUGCCGGUUGCGACAAGGGUAUGUUCCAGUGCAGCACCGGAUCAUGCAUUGCGGGAAGCUGGGAGUGCGACGGCCGGAUUGAUUGCAGCGAUGCCUCCGACGAGCACGACAAGUGCGGACAGCGCACCUGUCCACCUGACAUGCACCGUUGCCUUCUGGGUCAGUGUCUGGACCGUAGUCUGGUCUGUGACGGACACAACGACUGUGGUGAUAGGUCAGACGAGCUGAACUGCGAUCAGGAUUUGGCCAAGGUGAACAUAUCCUGUGCCCAUGACGAGUUUAAGUGCACAAGUCCCGGACGAAAGUGCAUUCCAGCGUCAGCCAGGUGCAACGGCACCGCCGAAUGUUCCCGCGGUGAGGACGAGGCAGACUGUGGAGACAUGUGCAGCAUUUCCGAGUUCCAGUGCCGCUCGGGCCGACAGUGCAUCCGCCAGGAGUUCCGCUGCGAUGGCGAAAGAGAUUGCCUGGAUGGCAGUGACGAGUUGAGCUGUGAGGAGGAGAAAAAUCGCAACCAAACGCAGACCGGUAUGCACCCUCAGUUGUGGAGUACUGCGAGGAGGGCAUGUCGCCCCCAUCUCUUCGACUGCCAUGAUGGAGAGUGCGUGGACAUGUCGCGCGUCUGCAAUAACUUCCCGGACUGUGCCAACGGGCAGGAUGAGGGUCCGCAAUGCGCGACAGCCUGCCGACCGGCGGAUGGUCGUAAGCUGUGCCAGCACAAGUGCCGGGCCACACCCGCCGGCGCCGUGUGCUCCUGCCGAGAUGGCUACCGCCUGGAUACUGACCAAUCGAGCUGUGUGGACGUGGACGAGUGCCAACAGGAGCAGCAGCCAUGCGCCCAGCUCUGCGAGAAUACGCUGGGCGGCUAUCAGUGCCAGUGCCACGCAGACUUUAUGCUCCGCCAGGAUCGGGUCAGCUGCAAGAGCCUCGAGUCCGGAGCCGCCAUUCUCUUCAGCAGCUUUAACCAGGUGAGGAAUCUGAGCGAACAUCCUGUAAUGCUAACGGUGGCCUGGUCGGCAAACGACUCACGGAUAUCGGGCUUCGAUGUGGAUGUUCACCGGCAAAUGGGUUACUUCUCCGUGGAGGAAGAGGACGUUAUCUACCAGAUUGAUUUGCAAAAGAAGCAGGUAACCCGGGCACUAACCCUACCCCGACCCACAAAGCUCUCGGUGGACUGGGCCACCGGCAAUGUGUACGUGGUGUCUGCCCAGCAGGAAAUCCAGGCAUGCAGCUUCGAGGCGCGCAUGUGCGGCCGGAUUGUGCUGGCGAAGAACCACAAGCGUCUCAAGCACGUGGCAGUGGAUGGUUAUCACGCCAGGAUCUUCUACAUAGCCAUACGCACGGAGGGCUUUGGCCAUUCCACGUCGGAGUUGCACAUGGCCCGGCUGGACGGCAGUCGUCGGGAAAUACUCUUGCAGCGAAGCGACAGUUACCUAACGGCCCUGACCACUGAUCCUCACCAGCAGCAGCUUUACUAUGUCGACCUGCACCGGCGCACGCUUGAGCGGAUGGCCUAUAAACCCAAGUCGUCGUCGGGACCCCAACGGCGUCUAGAGAUAAUGCUGCAAAAGUCCAAUGCCCUCAUUCAACCCUCCGGGCUAAGUGUGUUCGAGAAUAAUGCGUACAUCGUUAACCUGGGCGCCAAGGAGGCGCAUCAGUGCGCCCUGUACGGAUCCCGGAUCUGUAGGAACAUCAAUCUGAACGUGAUGAAUGCCGAGGACAUUGUGGUGGAAGCCGCAUCGCGUCAGCCCCAGCCGGCGGCCCACGCCUGCGUCCAUGCCCAUUGCCAGGGACUAUGCCUGCAGGCCGACUUUGGAUACGAGUGCAUGUGCGGCCAUCGGCUGGUGUCCGAAGGCGAACCGUGUCCCCAUGGAUCCGGCAACGAGGUGGCUUUGGGAUCAUCCAACAGCCUAGAGCUCGAACAGCAACGGUCGGGCAAUCACUGGCUAAUGGCACUUGUUGUUUUGGCCACCGUAUUGCUGGUCGCCGGAAUGGGCUACAAGUACUACAAGUACCGCCAGCGGGGUCACACGGAUCUCAACAUAAACCUGCAUUUCCAGAAUCCACUGGCGACGCUCGGUGGUGACGGCGCCUCAUCGACCAAAGCCUUUCUGGAGCACGAACGGGACGAAUCCGGAGUGGCAUUCACCACGGAAUCGAUAUCGUCCAGCCAAGAAACAGCCAGCGCCUCAUCGACGCAGUUUGGUGUGCCGACUGUUCUCCAAAGACUACUCCGUACACGUCAGUCGUCCAACGACCCGAUGGCUACCCAGAUGCUGCUCGAAAGCCCCAGAGCAAGCACCGACCUACACUCAAUGGACGGCAGAAACGGAGGCGGAGACGGACGGCAGGUGCCGCGCAUCCUGGUGGCAGACAUUGACGAUGAUGCCGCGCGAGGACAAUUCGGCGGAUGUAACGGCAGCGAUGAUGCGCAUGCACGACUUGUGUCGUAAAUAGGGCGCAAGUAUUAUUGUUAUUAAUCAAAAUAUUUAUAUAGCUAAUUGUAUUUAUUAACCAUCUUAUCCAUGCUCCUUUUGAGUGUCCUCCGGUGUUUGUCUUUGUAAACCGAAUUACCUAAAAUAAUAAACAAAGAAUGUAAGAGAGUUUGUCCGAACGGAACCCCAAGUAGGCCUUAACUUUCACAUCACAGUUACGAGCCCCUGAAA